AUGAUCUUCCUUUUUUACGAAAUACACAAGGAUAGCCACCUGCCCUCGGCACUAUUGUCGCUGCUCUCGGUGCAGCACCAGCAGCGCUCGCUGGCGGCCGCGUUUGUGCCGCCCUGCAUUCAGGUAACGGACAUGAUGAAGCCCAAAGAGAUGCUCUUCCCGCCGACGUUGCCUAAGUUGCCGAUCGACUCGCUCGACGUCAUCCCGGAGAAUAUCAAGGCGCACCUCUUGCAGCAGGCCUUUAUGCAGAACAACAAUUCGCUCGGGCAGAAGGACGAGCACGACUCUGAGGCCGAGCUCGACGAUACGGACGACAUCGCACUGCCCGAGGAGGCCGAUUACUACGAGAGCAACGCGUUCGCGAACGCGAGCGGCGCCUCCGACGUCGCCGACGCCAACGAUCGGAGGCGGGACGGGCACAGCUCGGACGACGCAUCGCGCCAGUUCGAGUGCCGGCACUGCGGCAAGAGGUACCGCUGGAAGUCCACCCUGCGCCGCCACGAGAACGUGGAGUGCGGCGGCAAGGCGCCCGCGCACCAGUGCCCCUACUGCUCGUACAAGGCCAAGCAGCGCGGCAACCUCGGCGUGCACAUCCGCAAGCACCACAACACGGAGUGGUACGUCUACGCGAGCAACAAGGUCCGCCGCAACAAGAAGACCGCCGUCUAG
Molecule: messenger RNA, 669 nt
Organism: Leptosia nina
Lineage: Eukaryota; Metazoa; Arthropoda; Insecta; Lepidoptera; Pieridae
Source: the annotation of a GenBank genome assembly